AAAAGAAAAUCCUUCGUAGCAAUUGGGCAGUCGGGAGCGAUUCCGAUCCCAGUCGCUGCGUUCCCAAAUUCUUAUCUGGUGGAGUUAUUGUGCGUCCGUCACCGUGGCGACGGUCUGAAGGUCACGCCAAUCUUUCCAAAUAAAACACUGUGACCUACGGUCUCCGCUUUUGUAUUUCCAAGGGUUAAAAUGUGACGAGGGCUUGUCGCAUGUUCGCCCGCACUUUGCUCGAUUGAAGAGCUUCCUUUUGUUUGGGACUUCAAAGACUCCGAGAAGGCCGCGAGCAGUAUUGAUCCAGCAGAAAAGCCGACCGGAAGCACCCCAGGUACGACGAUGGCGGCGGCGACGACGACGACGUCGACGGCGCUGCUGCUGCGGCGCAUUCGGGUCGCGCUCCCGCGGCGCGGCUUCAGCCUGGACGCGAGCGCGCCGUUGGUGCGCACGCGCGGCUACGUGGGAGGCCGCUGGGUGCGCGCGCCAGGCGACUUCCCGGUUGUGGACCCGGCCACCGGGACCGAGAUCGCGCGAGUGUCCGACUGCGGGCCGGAAGAGGCCAAGCAGGCCGUGGACGCGGCUCACGAGGCUUUCCACCAAUGGAAGGACGUCACGGCCAAGGAGCGCAGCACCCUGCUGAGGAGGUGGGCCGACCUGAUGAGCGAGCACAAAGAGGACCUUGCCAAGAUCGUCACCUUUGAAAGCGGCAAACCCAUGAAAGAGUCGAUGGCCGAGAUCGCCUACUCGGCCUCCUUCCUGGACUGGUUUUCCGAGGAGGCGCGUCGGGUGUACGGCGACGUGGUGCCGUCGCCCUUCAAGGACCGCAGGAUCCUCCUCCUCAAGCAGCCGGUGGGCGUGGCCUCCGUCAUCACGCCGUGGAACUUCCCGAGCGCCAUGAUCACCAGGAAGGUCGGCGCCGCGCUGGCCGCAGGAUGUACUGCCGUGGUCAAACCGGCCGAGGACACGCCCCUUUCGGCGCUCGCCCUGGCAGAGCUGUCAUCCCGGGCCGGCGUCCCCGCCGGCGUCUUCAACGUGGUGCCGAGCUCCAGGGAGCAGACUCCCUCGGUGGGGCGCGUCCUGUGCACCGACCCCCUGGUGGCCAAGAUCUCCUUCACGGGCUCCACUGCCACCGGCAAGGUUUUGCUGAAAAUGGCCGCCGACACCGUCAAGAAAGUCUCCAUGGAGCUGGGAGGCCACGCCCCUUUCAUUGUGUUUGACAGCGCCGACGUGGACAAGGCGGUGCAAGGAGCCAUGGCCUCAAAGUUCAGGAACUCGGGACAGACGUGCGUGUGUUCCAACCGUUUCCUGGUGCAGAGCGGCAUCUACGACAGCUUCGUGGCCGAGUUGGGCGCCGCCAUGGACCGAGAGCUCAAAGUGGGACACGGCAGCGAGCCGGCCACCACGCAGGGACCGCUCAUCAACAGCAGGGCGGCAGACAAGGUGGUCCACCAGAUGGAGGACGCCCUUUCUCGGGGGGCCCGACUCCUGCGGGGCGGAAAACGUCUUCACGGCUCCUUUGUGGCGCCCACGUUGCUGGCGGACGUCAGCGCCGACAUGUUGUGCAUGCGAGAGGAAACCUUCGGGCCCCUGGUGCCUGUCGUCAGGUUCGACACGGAGCGGGAAGCGCUCGCCAUCGCCAACGCGUCCCGAGUGGGCCUGGCAGGUUACUUCUACUCGUCGGACGUGUCUCAGAUCUGGCGAGUGGCCGAGGCUUUGGAGGUGGGUCUGGUGGGGGUCAACGAGGGCCUCCUCUCCACCCCCGAGGCCACCUUCGGGGGCGUCAAGGAGUCUGGUCUGGGUCGGGAGGGCUCCAAGUACGGCGUGGAUGAGUACCUGCACGUCAAGUACGUCUGCAUGGGUGGCCUUGAGCUAACGGGCGCUAACGGGAGCGCCAAAUAAUAUGCCGUAAUGGACUUUCUGUGAUUGGACGAGCUAAUGCUAAUUAGCUCGUGUUCCUAGUUCCUAUGGGCAAUUCUGCCCUUUAGCAUGCUAGUUAGCUUAGCAUCGUUUGAAUUGACUAUUGACAGUUGAUUUGUUGCUCAUUAAUUUAUGAAUUACUUCAUUAAUAAAAUAUUGCCAAUCUAUGAUUGGAAGAUCUCUUUUAUGUCAACUGAAUAAAAAGCACAAUGAGAAAAAUGAGAAGCAUCAAAUGGCAUCUAGAUGUUUGUUUAUAUUCAUGUACGCAUGUCGUAUUAAUAAUGUCAUAUUUGACAACGUCUUCGUUAACAUCAGCUUCAUGAUGAUCACAUGAUGUCUUGUAUUUUUAUCCAUCCUAAAUCUCAAAUACUUUGUCGUUGUCAUUUGCCAAAUAACUUUUUUUGUUGUCUUACAAGAGAUGAAUAAACUAAAAUAUUUCACACAAUCAGCACAUCACUGCCUCUGAGCCAGUCUUUGAAAGUCAAAUGUCUGCGGGGUCAUUGGCAAAAUAAAAGACGGUCACAAAGCGCCUCCGUCGCGGUCGGGAAUUCUGCUCGGGAUGUGUGUCCGGCACCCGUCUUCCCGUCGCUGUCCCGCUCCGACUCUGAUAUGGUGAGCGCCGAGUUGCGUUGCGUGCCGCACCAAACGCAAAACGCGUCCGUCGACAGAUGAACGCCAGCUAACGUGUUAACGCUGAGUGAAUUUGGCACGCAGCUCCAUCCUCGCCUGCUCGUCUGCGUUGCGCAGGAUCGAGUAGCGGCUCCCCCUGCGCGCGCACACAGAUAUUACAGUGAAGCUUUGCCUAUUCGCGGUUCACUAUUCACAAAUGACGAAUUCACGUUUUUUCCCUGUGAAAGCUAUGCUGAGAUUUGUCUUUCUGUACUUCCCUAAGAUGGUGCCAAAGCCCUGGCUAAUAGGAAAGACGCAAUUGGUGUCAAUGAAGUAUGUUGCCUAACCAUCUCAACUGUUUAAGAUGUUUGUAUGUCGGGGAGGAGUUUAACCUGGUGUCCUUGCAAACAAAGGCUUUUGUACAAAGUAUGAAAUAAAUACCAGUUGGCGUGUUCAAUA
Molecule: messenger RNA, 2979 nt
Organism: Phyllopteryx taeniolatus (common seadragon)
Lineage: Eukaryota; Metazoa; Chordata; Actinopteri; Syngnathiformes; Syngnathidae
Gene: aldh5a1
Product: aldehyde dehydrogenase 5 family, member A1 (succinate-semialdehyde dehydrogenase)
Exons: 11
Coding region: 334-1893 (519 amino acids)
Biological process (GO): GABA catabolic process
Molecular function (GO): succinate-semialdehyde dehydrogenase (NAD+) activity
Source: RefSeq, a predicted model, not a curated record